CAAAGUUCAGUAAGUGUAAAAUGGCAAGCAGGCACUGUCGCCGCCUGGGCCCGACUGGCAUUCGGCGGAUUUUGGCGGGCUGUAGGGCAAACUAUUCGCGGCCUGCAGCCUCAUUGAAGCGGGAGUACGAUGCUGUCGUGAUCGGGGCAGGACACAAUGGACUGGUUGCUGCUGCUUAUCUACAAAAGGGAGGGUUGAAAACAGUAGUGCUGGAGAGAAGAUACAUUGUGGGAGGUGCUGCAGUCACUGAAGAAAUUGUCCCAGGCUUUCACUUCUCCAGAGCCUCUUACCUGCUCAGUUUGCUGAGACCCCAGAUUUACACUGAGCUGGAGCUAAAGAAACAUGGCUUAAAAGUGCUUCUACGUGACCCAUACGCCUUCACUCCAAUCCUGGAGGACAGCCAGGGUGGGCAAGUUCCUCGCUCGCUGUUGCUGGGGAACAGCAUGGCUGAGACACAGAAACAGAUUGCCCAGUUCUCCCUAAAGGAUGCCCAGGCUUUUCCCAAGUAUGAGGCGUUCAUGAACCGCUUGGUGACAGCCAUUGACCCUCUACUUGAUAUCUGUCCAAUGGAUGUAGCUGCGCUCACCCGGGGCUCCUUGCGUCAGCGAUUCAGGGCCUUGGUGGGGUUGAGAGGCCUGUUCCGUGCGGGAUUUGCUUUGGGAAAACAACUUCCACAGUAUUAUGAGGUUCUCACAGCUCCCAUUUCCAAGAUUUUGGAUUUCUGGUUUGAAUCAGAGCCCUUAAAAGCAACAUUGGCCACAGAUGCGGUGAUCGGUGCCAUGGCUGGUCCACACACACCAGGCAGUGGGUAUGUUUUGCUGCACCAUGUCAUGGGAGGAUUAGAGGGGCGCAAGGGUGCUUGGGGUUAUGUGUCUGGUGGCAUGGGGGCACUUUCUGGAUCCUUGGCUCGUGCUGCAACUGCACUUGGGGCUGAGAUCUUUACUGAUAAGGCAGUUUCCCAGAUUCUCCUGAGUGCUGAUAAGAAGGUUCAAGGAGUUUGUCUCCAGGAUGGAACUGAAGUGAAGAGCCACUUGGUGCUGUCCAAUGCAUCUCCACAUCAUACCUUUUUGGAGCUGACUCCACAAGAGCAUCUGCCCUUGGAGUUUAUACAAAGAAUCUCACAGUUUGACACACGUUCUCCAGUCACCAAGAUCAAUGUGGCUGUGGAUCGGUUGCCCAAUUUUUUGGCAGUCUCAAACACUACCAGCAAUGACCCCUUGCCUCACCAUCAAUGCUCCAUCCAUCUCAAUUGUGAAAACACUCAUGCCUUGCAACAGGCCUUUGAAGAUGCUUGCAAUGGGAGGCCCUCGAGAAGGCCCAUGAUUGAGAUGUGCAUUCCAUCGGUUUUGGAUCCUACCCUGGCUCCCCCAGGCUGCCAUGUGAUUUCACUUUUUACUCAAUACACCCCCUAUUUGCUUGCCGAAGAAAAACAGUGGGACCCCCGUGACCGUGAGGACUAUGCCAAUCGAGUAUUUGACAGUGUUGAAGCCUAUGCACCUGGGUUCAAGGCAUCCAUCAUUGGCAUAGACGUUUUAACACCUCCAGACCUUGAGCAGAUCUUUGGUCUACCUGGUGGGAAUAUAUUCCAUGGAGCCAUGUCUUUGGAUCAGUUAUAUUUUGCCCGUCCAGUGCCAGCUUACUCCAGUUACCAGUCUCCAAUCCAAGGCCUAUACCUCUGUGGAAGCGGUGCUCAUCCUG
This is a messenger RNA of Thamnophis sirtalis, 1698 nucleotides long. The record is from RefSeq and is a predicted model, not a curated record. Lineage: Eukaryota; Metazoa; Chordata; Lepidosauria; Squamata; Natricidae.